Messenger RNA from Bufo bufo (common toad), 1068 nucleotides. RefSeq lists its product as uncharacterized. Gene Ontology annotation, molecular function: DNA binding. NCBI's taxonomy places the organism in Eukaryota, Metazoa, Chordata, Amphibia, Anura, Bufonidae. The transcript is spliced from 2 exons. Bases 86 to 892 code for a protein of 268 amino acids. Gene Ontology annotation, biological process: DNA integration; DNA recombination. The record is from RefSeq and is a predicted model, not a curated record.
AGACAACACACGCAGGUCAUACAACAGAGCAUUCACACUGUUUAACAAGUUCCUGUUGGAACACAACAUCACGCACCCAUUUGUCAUGACUUCCCUGCUGGGGUUUGCUUCCUUUUGCCACCUCAAGCUCAAACUGUCAUACAACACCAUCAAACUCUAUCUCACCGGCAUUCAACAUCACAUGCUGAUCAUACACCCUAACAACAUCAGUUUCAUGGCCUCGCACCAGAUCAAAACCAUACUCAAAGGCAUUCAGAAGACAGAACCCGCACGGCCGACACAGAGACUGCCCAUUAACAGUCACAUUUUCAAGGCAUUAUCCGACUUAUUAGACACCAGACCUUUUGAAGCUGAUACCAACUCCAUCAUCAAAACAGCGAUGUACCUGGCCUUCUACGGAUUCCUGAGGCCCGGGGAAUUCACCACGACCUCGGCGACCCAAACCACACAUUGUCUGCUAGCCUCCCACUUGACGAAACACGGGGAUCAUUAUAUCCUAACCUUACCUCACUCCAAAAGCAGUCAGCUCUCACCCGUGGACAUUCCAUACUACCCUACGCAGAACAGAUGGUGCCCAGUCGGGGUUCUGGACGCAUACAAACAGCAUCACAAGUUCCUACCCUGUCAGCCACUACUUCAACUGCGUGGGUCUGCACUCACCACCACCACCUUUAUGACCUAUGUCAGGUCAUCCCUCACUCAACUAGGCCUCAACGCAUCCAACUACUCUGGGCACUCCUUUCGGAUCGGGGCCGCGUCCACGGCCUCCAGUGCCAACAUCCCGGCUCAUGUCAUUAAGAAGUUGGGGCGCUGGAAGUCAUCCGCUUUCGCACGUUACAUCCCCAAUCCAACACGGGAGUUAAGAAACGCUUUCCAAAACAUGUCGGGUUGAGCUUUCAUGUAUAUCGAAUACAAUAAACUGUUUAUUUCUUUUUGCCCUCUUCUUUCUCAGGCCUACCUCAUCCUCGGUUUCGGCACACCACAACCGACUACGCUUAUUCCCUGAUUUCCUAGGUUCUUCACUGUACUACCGUAAGUGCCUCACACAAAUAUAUAUAUAUAUAUAUA